This is a messenger RNA of Astrephomene gubernaculifera, 766 nucleotides long. Lineage: Eukaryota; Viridiplantae; Chlorophyta; Chlorophyceae; Chlamydomonadales; Astrephomenaceae. The record is from the annotation of a GenBank genome assembly.
GAAGGCGGGAGCUAUCCAUUUAGGUUAUCUUUCAUUGUGCUUAUCCAUUCAUCUUCCCGGGCGCCAUCGACCAGCAAACAGAAAUAGAUUUGUAACGUGACCUGAUGUUGCCAAUUGCAUACGUUUGAAGGCCAUAGACACAACAAAUUAGAGCAGUGAUUGCCUACGCUGGGAGCUUAGGGCUGUGCGGCCACCGUCUCCAUCAUGGUUGAGGUCAAAGGGAACCCCGUUAAGCGCUUCGUGGUGAAGCAGUUUCUGCUGCUCGGGUUUGCCGUGGCGGUCGUAUUCGCCUUGCUUUGGCCCACGCCAGGGAACGCUUUAUACCAAUUCAAGGUGAACGGAUGGAAGCUUGUCACCACCAUCAAUAUGGCGCUAAUCUUCUUCAUCUUCGGGAUAACCCUGGAGACGUCGGAGCUAAAAAUGGCCAUGAAAGGAUACAAGGUGUUGCUCCUUGCUAUCGUUACGAUAUUGUUCGUCACCGGAAUGACGGGCUUCAUCUUCAUUAACAUGGACUUCAAGCCUAUGGAGUUUGGUUAUGGUUUGGCCAUUUUCGCUUGCGUCCCCACCUCCCUCUCCUCGGGUGUUGCGCUGGUUAUCGCGGGUUACGGCAAUGCGGCUCUGGCGCUCCUGAUGACAGUCAGCACAAACAUCAUCGGGAUCUUUAUCUCCCCGCUAGUGGUGAAGCUGAUUCUCUCCUCGGCGAUCAAAGACAUCAAGCUUAACGCCGGCGACAUGGUGGUUAAGCUAGGGGUUUCCAUCAUUAUCC